UGUGAUUGGCUUGGGUGGUGCAAAGAGGGUUGCUGGAUCUACGCUCUAGCAACAACACAAAUGCUGAGGUGCAGUGUUAGAGAUCGUGGAGCGUGUGCUGGUUGCAGCAUUAACCCUAAGUGUAAAGGCUGACUUGGCGCAACCCUUCAGUGUAGGCCUUAUUCUUCUACUUCUACAGUGUGACUGGCGACUUCAACUCACACCACAUUGUCUACAUUUCGAUACUGGGUGAUUGUUACAGGCUUCACAAUUUGAGCUUGAUGUGUGUAUCUGAGACUGUUCCUUUACUGCCCCCAGUGGGUGUUUCUGCGGCUAGAACGGUGCACAGCUGCAUCGGAACGACGAGGACGACGGCACAGGAACUUUGAAAUCUCUUAACGGCAGCUCAGAUGCUAGUGAUGGCUGCAGCUAUGCGUGGUCUGAUAGCUCUGCCCUCACUUCAGGGCGUCACAAAGUCUUCCUCGUCUCUGGAUUCAUCAAGAUUCUGCAGACCUCUUGUCUCGUGCUCUCUUAGGCUCACCUCAACACCUGGCUUUGGAAAGGGCCGCGUUAUUUCAGUAAAAUCACGUGUAUCCCCCUUACGGGCGUCGGCGUCUUCUGCACCCCUUGGAGGCGAUGAGCCAAGUUUAAGUCUGGGAGGUGGCGGAAAUUGGACCGGACUUGGCAGAGGAGAUGGCUGUGGUGGUGGCGGUGGCGAUGGUGAGUCACACGGAAAAGGAGAAAAUGAAGAGGGUUCUCCUAGUGGAAUAUUCGGUACUCUCUGGAAAGGUUGGGAUGACAGGGUUCGAGCUGACCCUGAAUUUCCCUUCAAGGUUUUGAUGGAGCAGGUUGUUGGAGUGGGAGCAUGUGUGCUAGGUGAUAUGGCUACUAGGCCUAACUUUGGUCUGAAUGAGCUCGACUUCGUCUUCUGCACACUUGUAGUUGGUUCUAUACUAAAUUUCGCGUUGAUGUACAUGCUAGCCCCAACAUCCGCUGUUGGAGCAGUAGCCACCCGUCUUCCAGGAAUUUUCGCCAGCUGUCCAACUGGUCACAUGUUUGAGGCUGGAAACUAUUCGUUGUUCGAUCGUGCUGGUACCUUCUUGUAUAAAGGAGGGCAAUUUGCAGUGGUUGGAUUUUGUGCAGGUCUUGUGGGUACUACCAUCUCUAACACCUUAAUAAUGAUAAGGAAGAAGAUGGAUCCUGACUUCGUUGUGCAAAACAGUCCUCCGCCAACGCUCUUGAACGCUCUUACAUGGGCCCUUCACAUGGGCUUGAGCAGCAACUCCCGCUACCAAUCCUUGAACGGUCUGGAGUUUGCCCUUGCAAAUAAGCUACCUCCAUCAGUCUUCAAGACUGGCGUGUUGGUGGUUCGCGCUCUAAACAAUGUGGUUGGCGGUUCCUCAUUCGUGGCACUUGCCCGCAUUACAGGCUCUCAGAAAUCUGGCCUAUCUGCCAGUUCUCCAGUAGAAGAGGAAGUAGAUGCCGCUGAGAUGAAUUUGUUGGCAGCUGUGGACGAGACUGUUGGAACUCGUGGAUGAUGAGGUAAUUAGAUCGCAUUGCGGACUUGGAUUCCCGCCGUUGGUCUGGUUAUGGGUAGCUUGAUAUCAGCAGGUUUUCGCGAUCUGUUCAGUUUUGCUCAGUUUGAAGCUCAUCGGUUACACGAGUAAGAGAGGUAAAGUUUGACCAAGUGGCUUGAUCUGUGUUCUUCUAACUACCCAUAAGCUUCCAGCUUUCAGGUUGUGGGUCGUUUUGACUCCUCCAUACUACAUAUCAGUUACAGUAGGAUGAGGUUUUAGGUUGCCACUGUCAAUGAAGAGCCUGUUUGUGAGGUAACGGAUUAGUGCAGUUGUGCUAGAAUUCUCAAUUUCCGCAAUGUGGCUGUAAUGAUCUGGCCGUGAACUUGAGAUUAUUGUUACACUGUUGUGAUAAAUGAGAAAUGGUUAUCGAUCGGUUCGCUAGUGAUCUACUCAAGCA
This is a messenger RNA of Physcomitrium patens, 1953 nucleotides long. RefSeq names its product protein RETICULATA-RELATED 3, chloroplastic. Lineage: Eukaryota; Viridiplantae; Streptophyta; Bryopsida; Funariales; Funariaceae. The record is from RefSeq and is a predicted model, not a curated record.